GUCAUAUACUGUUCUUUCGGUGGUACAUCCAAAGGACUACAUUUCAAUAACCUGAUAGUGGGCCUAGUCCUCCUGACAAGGGGGCGAGAUGAAGAGAAGGCAAAAUACAUUUUCAGCCUCUUUGCUAAUGAAUCCGGCAGCUAUGUGGUCCGUGAGGACAUGGAAAGGAUGCUCCAGGUGGUCGAUGGGAAAGUCCCGGAAACUGUUAAGAAAUGCUUCUCAGAGGGUGAAAAGGUAAACUAUGACAAAUUCAGGAACUGGCUGUUGCACAAUAAAGAGACCUUCACGUUUUCCCGCUGGCUGCUCUCCGGAGGCGUGUACGUGACCCUCACGGAUGACAGCGACACCCCCACCUUCUAUCAAACUCUCGCUGGAGUCACACACUUGGAAGAAUCGGAUAUCAUCGAUCUUGAGAAACGGUAUUGGCUCCUGAAAGCUCAAUCGAGAACGGGGCGUUUUGAUCUGGAAACAUUCGGUCCUCUGGUUUCUCCUCCCAUUCAUCCAUCUCUGGGCGAAGGUCUGUUCAAUGCCUUUGAUGAAAACCGUGACAACCACAUAGAUUUCAAGGAAAUCUCCUGCGGACUGUCGGCCUGCUGCAGGGGACCGCUGGCAGAAAGGCAAAAACUUUGCUUCAAGGUUUUCGAUGUGGAUCGUGACGGGGUUUUAUCUCGUGUCGAGCUCGAAGAAAUGGUGGUUGCUCUUUUGGAAGUCUGGAAGGAUAAUCGUACAGAUGACAUUCCUGAGCUGCACAUGAAUCCACCUGACAUUGUAGAGAGUAUUUUGAAGACGCACGACACCACCAAGCUCGGCCACCUCACUCUGGAGGAUUACCAGAUCUGGAGUGUGAAGAGCGCUCUCGCCAAUGAAUUUUUAAAUCUGCUUUUCCAGGUGUGCCAUAUAGUCUUAGGGUUAAGGCCCGCCACUCCAGAAGAGGAAGGCCAAAUAAUUAGGGGCUGGUUAGAACGAGAGAGCCGGUAUGGUCUCCAGCCAGGGCACAACUGGUUUCUGAUUGCAUCGCAGUGGUGGCAGCAGUGGAAGGAAUAUGUCAAAUACGAAGCAAACCCUGUGGUGGUAGUGCCCUCAUCCGUCUUAAACGGAGGUGUCCUUUAUGGCUCCACAUCCAGCAAUGAAAUGUGUUUUCCUCGGCAACUGAACACUUCAGACAAUAACAAUCAGUGCCUGCUUGGAUCCAGUGGGAACAUGUUAGCCCAACUAAAUCCCCAGCCGCCUGGAGCUAUCGAUAACCUGCCUCUUGUAACUCAAGAGCCCAUGAAGGCUCCGUCGUUGACUUUGGAAGGUGGUCGACUAAGGCAGUCCCCCCAGUUAGUUAAAGGGAAGCAUUACGAAAUUGUCCCAGAGCCGGUCUGGAGGGCUCUUUACAACUGGUACACUGCAAACCUCUCGUUACCAAGGCCAGUGAUCCGGAACAGCAAGACAAACCAGCCCGAGCUGGAGCUCUUCCCCCGCUACCUGCUCUUCCUGAGGCAGCAGCCCGCCACCCGGGCGCAGCAGUCCAACAUCUGGGUGAACCUGGGUAUGAUGAGCCUGAGAAAGUUUCCUCACCAUUUGCCGAGAGGGAACGUGCCCUCUCCCAGCGCUCCCUUGAAGAGAGUCUUGGCCUACACGGGCUGCUUCAGUCGCAUGCAGACCAUUAAGGAGAUCCACGAGUACCUGUCGCAGAGGCUGCGGAUCAAGGAAGAGGACAUGCGCUUGUGGCUGUACAACAGCGAGAACUACCUUACUCUCCUGGACGAUGAGGACCACACGCUGGAGUACCUGAGCAUACAAGAUGAGCAGCAUUUAAUAAUAGAAGUCCGGAACAAAGACAUGAGCUGGCCGGAGGAGAUGUCCUUUAUAGCAAACAGCAGUAAAAUUGACCGGAACAAGGUUCCUACUGAAAAGGGCGCUACCGGCUUGAGCAACCUCGGGAACACCUGCUUCAUGAAUUCCAGCAUCCAGUGCGUCAGCAACACACAGCCCCUCACGCGGUAUUUCAUCUCGGGCAGACACCUCUAUGAGCUGAACAGGACGAACCCAAUAGGUAUGAAGGGGCAUAUGGCCAAGUGCUAUGGAGAUCUGAUUCAAGAACUGUGGAGUGGAACUCAAAAGAACAUUGCUCCUUUGAAACUGCGGUGGACAAUAGCUAAAUACGCACCCAGGUUUAAUGGCUUCCAGCAGCAAGACUCACAAGAGCUCCUGGCUUUUCUCCUGGAUGGUCUUCACGAGGAUCUGAACAGAGUUCAUGAUAAGCCAUAUGUAGAACUGAAAGACAGUGACGGACGGCCAGACUGGGAAGUAGCCGCAGAGGCCUGGGAGAAUCAUCUUCGGAGGAACCGCUCCAUCGUGGUGGACCUCUUCCACGGGCAGCUGCGGUCUCAAGUCAAGUGCAAGACCUGCGGGCACGUCAGCGUCCGCUUCGACCCUUUUAAUUUUUUAUCCUUGCCCCUCCCGAUGGACAGCUACAUGCACUUGGAGAUUACAGUGAUUAAGUUGGACGGUACCACCCCCAUUCGAUAUGGACUGAGGCUGAACAUGGAUGAAAAAUACACCGGCUUGAAAAAGCAGCUGAGUGACCUUUGCGGGCUGAAGCCAGAGCAGAUCCUCCUGGCGGAAGUGCUCAACUCAAAUAUCAAGAACUUUCCUCAAGACAACCAGAAGGUUCGCUCUGGGAGCGGCUUGUGUGCGUUCGAGGUGCCGAUCCCUGGAUCCCCCACGUCGGCUUCUCCAAGUCCAGUGCAAACAGAUUUCUGCGGCGGGCCAGCAGCCAACGGGAUGAUCGGCAUGCUGAUGAUGAAUGGGGAUCUUCCCCGGCCCACCCUGAUCCCAAACGGGAUGCCAAACACAGUCGUGCCAUGCAGGUCAGAGAACGGUCUCUCCAACGGGGUGGUGAACGGCCACCGGCCUUCUCCUUCAGACAGCCCCUUCAUAGGCUACAUAAUUGCCAUCCACAGAAAGAUGAUGCGGACGGAGCUGUACUUCCUUUCCUCCCAGAAGAAUCGGCCGAGCCUCUUCGGGAUGCCUCUGAUCGUUCCGUGCACGGUGCACACGCGGAAGAAGGACUUGUACGACGCGGUCUGGAUCCAGGUGUCUCGCCUGGCCAGCCCCCUCCCUCCCCAGGAAGCCAGUAACCACGCUCAGGACUGUGAUGACAGCAUGGGGUACCAAUACCCGUUCAUGCUACGAGUGGUUCAGAAGGACGGCAACUCGUGUGCCUGGUGUCCGUGGUACAGGUUUUGCCGGGGCUGUAAAAUUGACUGCACAGAAGAGGGGGCUUACCUUGGGAAUGCGUACAUUGCCGUUGAUUGGGACCCCACGGCACUUCAUCUCCGCUACCAGACGUCACAGGAACGGAUCGUGGAGGAGCACAGGAGCGUGGAGCAAAGCCGGCGGGGUCAGGCCGAGCCCAUCAACCUGGACAGCUGCUUGCGGGCGUUCACCAGCGAGGAGGAGCUGGGCGAGGACGAAAUGUACUACUGCUCCAAGUGCAAGACUCACUGCCUGGCGACCAAGAAGCUGGACCUCUGGAGGCUUCCCCCUAUCCUGAUAAUCCACUUGAAGCGCUUCCAGUUUGUCAACGGUCGCUGGAUAAAAUCCCAAAAAAUCGUCAAGUUUCCCCGUGAGAAUUUUGACCCGAGUGCCUUCCUGGUGCCCAGAGAUCCCAGCUGCUGGGCGCAGAAGCUGCUGACCCCGCAGGCCGAAGACCUUUCCUUGCCGCAGACCCUGCAGGAGGAGUGUUGGCGGGCAGAGACGCAGAACGCCGGCAUGGCAGGAGAGGGCGACGCUCUGACCCGGAGCCCCUCCUCCCUCAACGCUUCGAGCAUCUUAAGCAACAUCAGAGCGUCUCCAUCGUCCGGAAGGAAAUGCACGGCAGGCUGCCCAUCGAGUAAGAUCAUUAGCCCGACUGGCAGCCCGAGGACUUUGGGGAAAGGCAAGGGGCGCCUUCGGCUUCCUCAGCUGUAUAAAAACAAACUGUCCGGUAGCAAAGAGAACUUGGACGCUGGGCACGAGAACGGCACCGAUCCGGACCAGAAGGUCACCCCCGAGCAAGGAGACGGCCUGGGCCGGGGGCAGGCUCUCGGGGGCAGCCAGGGCGAACUCUUUGCCGCUCAGGACCACGAAGUGACUUUGCCCAACGGCUGCCUUUGCACACGGAACUCGCACAGCAACGGCAGCCUCAAUGGUCAGCUGGAGACCUGCGGGGAGGAGGAGCUUGGGAACGACCAAAGAGAAGGCUGUGAUAACCCCAUCUACAACCUAUAUGCAAUCUCGUGCCAUUCAGGAAUUAUGGGAGGAGGUCACUAUGUCACUUAUGCCAAAAACCCAAACGACAAGUGGUACUGUUACAAUGACAGCAGCUGUAAGGAACUGAAUCCCGACGAAAUUGACACGGACUCCGCCUACAUCCUUUUCUAUGAGCAGCAGGGGGUGGACUAUGCACAGUUUCUGCCAAAGAUCGAUGGCAAGAACAUGGCGGACACGAGCAGCAUGGACGAGGACUUUGAGUCGGACUACAAAAAGUACUGUGUUCUGCAGUGAGGGGGGGGGGGGGCUUCCCGAAGGCCUUGUCUCCAGUCGCAUGGAAAGUCGGUUUUGGCCGAGUGGAAGAGCUAAAUGUAGUUUUUAUUUUCUUUAUUUUUCCUCUUGUGAUCUGAAAGCACAACUAGAGAGACAGAGAGACAAAAGAACAAAAGAAAUCCUAAUUAAAUAGCAGUUCACGUCAUGCGAUGGCAUCGGUUUCGUUCAGAUCUCUCGCUGCGCGUGCCCGAAAACGUUUGUCAGCUUUUUCUUUUGUUGUUGUUUUUUUAAACUCGCCUUUGGCCUGUAAACUAGCUUGAUGUCAUCAAGCUAGGACCAAAUUAGUUAGAUUUUAAAUAACCUUAAAGAAGAGCUGACCCAGCGCAACAUCAAGGUUUUGUUUUUAACAAAUUACUCCUAGGAAAAGGGAAAAUAAAAGGCUCUGUUUAGCUUCAAGACAAUUAACACAUAGUGUUGUCUGCUGACGACACGCAGUGGCUACCUCCUGUUUCUGAAGUUUUAUCCCAUUUUUGUGGCCAGAUGGGGAUGGCGAUGUUCGUUCAUGUGGACAAAAGCUGCAGCCGGGUUGGGGAAUGUCUCCCCCCCCCUUUCAUUUUUCCAGCUUUCUGGUUUCUUCCUCUGGCAGAACGUUCUUGAUGUCUGGGCUGGGCAGUGUCUCUGCAGGAGCGGCCAGAAGGAUCUUCUUUCUCAUCUUAGCUGCUUCAGGAACCUUGGAGUUGUGCCGGGAGGGAAGGGAAGAAGUGAAUGAUUAUCUGCAUUGAUAAUCUAAAGCUCCAAGGGAAAAGGUGUGUGUCAUGGUCUGCUUCUAAUGAAGGAUUUUUCUAUUCACUUUACAUUCAGACUGCAUGUAGCAGGCAUUCCCUGACAUCCAUGUGAGAGGUUGCCCCUUGAAGGCGCUAGCACUGUCGCCACUGUUACAUUACAUUCUUGUGCCCAUGACGACGAAGAUUUUCCUUGCUUUCAAAACUGUUGGUCACAUCACACUGGUGGGGUAAUGAUGCUGUCUAGCCACAGUUCAGAGAUUGGGAGGUGGGAUCGCAUUCUGCCUCUUCCCCCGUCCCUCCCCUCUAAGCGGAACUCCUUUCAGACCCACUUUUCAAAACCUGGCUAGUGCCGAUGCAACAUUUCGCCACAGUCACAGUGGAUGGGGGAAAUGGGGGGGGGGGGAAGAGUGUGAGGUUUUAGGGCACAUUCCGGACUGUGGAACCGUGACUCGGAGUCGGCCAGUGUUGCUCCUUCAUCAGCCUUGAGGUGCAAGAAAAUACCCCAGAUUUGCCUUUUAAAUGACAAUUUUUAAUUGCACUUUUAAAAUAGUAGAAAGCAAAGAGAACCCUUACCUGAAACAUAGUUAAAGGGUUUAAAAAUAAAUGAGUACAUCAUUUCCAGUUUAAGGGGUAAGAAAUUUUGUCAGACCAUGGAUAAACCUGAACAGGAUUCAAUCUGGCAGUGAAAUGGGUCACUUGUUUUUCAGGAGGAGAAGUGGGGGGGCACUUUUUUACUAUAAUUAACCUUAUGUGUUAAUUUGCAAAGAAAAAGAACAAUCUAACAUAUAGCAACCAGCUUUGUUGUUCAGAUAAAUGUCUGGCCAUUGCCUUGCAGGAGUAAAUGGGGAAAGAGGCUGAGUUAAAGUUUCUUAUUACAAGGGAAAGCUGCGCAGAAGACUUUUAAUUCCCCCAAGUGGCUGUCCCCAAAUCUUCCCCCAAAGUCCAUAGAGAACAAGUCAUGUCCCAACACUUUGGGGGCGGUUCCCCAAGCACCUUUUUGGAAACUGUAAGGACUUGAUCCGUUAAUUCUCUUACUCCAUUCUUUUACAAAACACACACAGUUUAUUGAAUAGGGUUACUCAUGAGCCAGGUGGUCCUGGGAGGAUUACAGAGGAUUACAGUUUCUUACUUUGUGGCGCUCCUGACUGAGAGAUGGUCGGGCUAAGUGUCAUGUUGAAAACUGGAGCAAGGGUCUGAGGUGACUAAUUGUGUCUGGACUGGCCCGUAAGACUACAGGCGGGUGCUCGUGCGGUCAAACGCUUCUCCCUGCAAAAACACAGUUCUCCUCUACAAAAAAAUGCUUCCGUCAGGGAAGGCUUAAUGAGGUAGGAGCGUUUCUGGAGGUAGGAGGUGAAUUAGCAGCCUGAAGCCGUGCAACCCCAGACACAGAUUAGCCCUCUGGGUGAGGAUUAAGUCAAAGUGAUGUUACUUCCUAUUCUUUUCAUGCCCGGUGUGUGCACGCACAUCUUUCCAAAGCAAGAGCACCGAGCUUUCCUGCAUUGAGGCGAAGGGCUUUGCUGUCCAACCUGCGCCUCAGUAGAGUUUGCACAUUUUUCCUUAGGAAGUUAAUUUCUUCUUCACACAUCAUGUUAAUUUUAACUGCUCUUUCUUGAUGGAGUGGGAGGGAUGGAUCUCUGCUAGUGCCCACCUGAUCUUUACAGACACCGGGCCCAUUGAGGUCUGCAGUGUCUUGUCUGUCCCUGAAUUUUUAGGCAUUGCUUAGUUUUACUGUGUGUUUUUUUAAACAAACCUACGAAUCACAGUCCUCUGGUUUUAAGGCCCAGUUUGGACACUUCGCAAACAGGUGCUACGACUCACAUAAGGAUGAGCUUGCACCCCUUUCUUCCACUGCCAAAGCAAUAUAAGGUGUGGUCAGGGACUUCAGGUCAGAUGUUGGACCCUACGUGGGUCCACCAUGAUGUGCUUUGCUGGACUCCUUGUCCUCAAAGCAGGGGCAGGGGGGAGGAGGGGUGAUGUGAUACCACACCUUGCCCUGAUAGGUCUUCUAGAGGUACCCUUUCCCCUUGACUGUCAAACUUCCAUUAGGUAUGGUGAAGGUUUGGGCACUCACCUCUGGUCCCUUCCACCGCGUGUGUGGAACCAGCGCAUGGAUAAGUUUCUGAGCCACCCUUCGUUAGCAGUGCUGUGUCCUUUCCUUUCAGGAGCUAAAUUGGGCUCUCAUCCAGACACCAGUCUCUCUCUCUCUCUCUCUCUCUCUCUC
Molecule: messenger RNA, 7521 nt
Organism: Gekko japonicus
Lineage: Eukaryota; Metazoa; Chordata; Lepidosauria; Squamata; Gekkonidae
Gene: USP32
Product: ubiquitin specific peptidase 32
Exons: 32
Biological process (GO): protein deubiquitination
Cellular component (GO): Golgi apparatus
Molecular function (GO): calcium ion binding; cysteine-type deubiquitinase activity
Source: RefSeq, a predicted model, not a curated record